AUGCAUUUAUUACUUUAUACUCUCUUUUUAGUAUUCGUAGCCAUCACUUCUGCAUUUCCUAAUGGGGCUGGUACUUGUCUUUCAAAUCAAACGAUUAUCGAAGGUGUACCAUAUCAACCUAUGGGUAGGCUCGAUGACUCUUUAGGUUAUGGCCUUAACGUUCGAAUGAAGAACAAUCAAUAUAUUCCAAAUGGUCCACCAGUUCGCAUUCAAAUUACUGGAAAAAAACCUUUCAAAGGUGUCUUAUUAUAUGCUAUAGAUUCUUCUAAAAAUCAUGUUGGUCAAUGGAUUCUUCGACAUGGUUUCAAAUUUAAAAAAAAUUGUACCGGCGAUCCAAAAGGAACACUCACCCAUAAUUGUCCAACAGAAAAGCAACCUGGUAUCAAAUUUAAGUGGAGACCUCCGCCAAUGGAUGUUGGUCAAAUCACUUUCGUUGGUACAAUUGUUGUUAGUACCGAA
Dentiscutata erythropus is the source of this 459-nucleotide messenger RNA. Lineage: Eukaryota; Fungi; Glomeromycota; Glomeromycetes; Diversisporales; Gigasporaceae. The record is from the annotation of a GenBank genome assembly.